Schistocerca piceifrons (Central American locust) is the source of this 537-nucleotide messenger RNA. RefSeq lists its product as uncharacterized. The record is from RefSeq and is a predicted model, not a curated record. NCBI's taxonomy places the organism in Eukaryota, Metazoa, Arthropoda, Insecta, Orthoptera, Acrididae. Bases 1 to 537 code for a protein of 178 amino acids. The transcript has a single exon.
AUGAAAGUUUACUGUGGGAAGAAUGUGAAUCCUGGUGUUCCUCUUGCCACUUCUGCUGUUAUGAGCCUUAUGAGUGGAUUACUAAAUGAGGGUAGAAUCUUAUAUACAGACAAUUUUUACACAAGUGUUCAUCUAGCACACCAGAUUCUUGAACAAUCAACACAUAUAGUUGGUAUUCUAAGAUCAAACAGAAAACUGAAUCCUCAAGAUGUUGUACAGGCAAAACUGAAGAAGGGGAAACACAAAGCAAAGGAAAGUACCGCAGGUGUAGUAGUACUGAAAUGGAAAGGUAAGAGGGAUGUUAUGAUGCUGAGUACUGUUCACGGAGAAGAAGAAGCAGAAGUUCAAACCAAGAAAGGCACAAUGAAAAAACCAGCAAUGAUAAUUGCCUAUAAUCAGUCAAAGUCUUUUGUAAAUCUUUCUGACCAAAUGAAGUCGUACUCGCAUUGUCUAAGGCGGCGUGUGAAAUGGUACAGGAAGCUUGCAAUUGAAUUGUUGUCAGGGUCAGCAUUGGUAAAUGCUCAUGUGAUUUACUGA